AUGCCCGACGUGGAACCGCUCAGAUAUCCAUCCAGAGAAGGACGACCGAGCAAACAAGAUCAAGCAGAUCUUCAAGUCGUUUGCUCCGGUCGACGUCGCACUUGUGCUUUGCUCAACAGUCCCUCGCCAUGUGUCAACAACGCUAUUUACCAUAUGCAAGAGCUGAGGAUGGCUGUGGACAAUUGGUGUCAGCAGGUAAACAAAUGUCCGCCGCAGAUCGACCAGGACAAGCAUCAAUACAGCAAAACUUCAAGAUUUCAACGGAGAGACUCGGGCACCGAAUCGAUGAUGUCUACAGAGUUGUUCGUCGAAGGUGUCGCGAUUAUGGCAAGAGAAAGUUCUCCAUUAUCGCCACUAUUGAAGAACAUAAAUGACGUCCUUGGAGAGGUGGUGGGUCUGAUUGAGCGGCUGGAGGCUGAUCGGCAGUCCACAGAGGAAGCUCUCCACAAAGAGAAGAGGAGAAAGAGAUACCUGGAGAGCAAGGUUGAGAGGGUUUCACUGGGGAAGCAACAAGAGCAUUCCUCCGUCGUCCAAAAAGAGCACGAGGCUUGCAACAGAGACAUCAGUGAACUGAAGUGGCAGCUCAAAUUGGAAAAAGAGAAGCUGGACAAGCUCCAAGAGAAACUAUCAGACACAGAGGUGUUGAACCAGCAUUUACACAAGGACAUCAACUUUGCCCAAAAACAAACACCCGUUGUGAAAGAGAACCUGGACCUCCAGAGAACCGCUAUUAAUCAAAUCAACACUGCACAAGCAAAGGCUGAUGAGGUAAACUCAAAAACACAAAGUGAUCUCCUGAUGGUCCAGGAGGAGUUUAAAAAGAUGGAACUGGAAGCCAACAAUGAGAAAAUAUCAUUGGACCAUAUCGUGUUGACGAUGGAGACUCAGCUGGCUAACACAUUGGAAGAUUUAAACCAGAUGACGACGCUUGAGAAAAGUCUCUGUGCUGAGAUCGAGGUUGCUGAAAAGACAGUUGCUCUUACAGAAGACAAGUGUGCAGCCAUGAAGCAACGCAUCCCUGAGAUGAUGGAGCUGGAGAAAACUGAGGAAGACCGGAUUUCACAAUUAAAAAGUCAAAUUGAGGAUGAAAGGCAAGAGAACAAGAAAUUACAAGAGAAAGUAAUGGCAUUGCAAGAGGAUAUCGAGAGAUCUAAACUUAAUGGGGAAGAAGAGGUUUCCUGCAUAGAAGAGCAGUUCCAUUCCAAACGUAAUGCUCUCGCAGCGCUCUGUAAAGAAAACAUGGAGUGUGAGCAGAAUGUUGAAGACUACAAGAGGAACAUUUCGGAGAGUGAGAAAGCAGUGAAGCACCUGCGCUCGCAGAGAGAGCAGAUGCUCCAGAAAACCCUUGACAAUGAUGAGCGGCGGGAAAAGGCCAAGGAGGAGGUGACCCGAGUUGUCGCCCGGCACAGCGUCACCAAGACUAAGCUGAACGAGCAGGAGCACCUCACCUUCGUGGAAGAGCAGAGGGCCAGGACAGAGAUAGAAAACCUGAAGGAAGAUCUGACAGGUCGGAUAACUGUCCUGGAACUGCUGCAGGGUCAGUGUGCAGACGUCAGGGAGGCGAUACAACGACAGACAAGGAGCUCAGAGCUAACCAACCAAAAACUUCACAACGAUUUACAGGAAGCAUCUUCAACAACAAAAGCACUAGAGACAAAAGUUGAGAAAAUCAAAAAGGUGACAGAACAUUUUGAGAAGAUUCAGUACGAGCACAGGAAUACGUUACUGGACCUUGAGAGGGAGAAGAAACUCAGAGUUGACCUCUUGAAAGCCGCCCAGGAUUUACACUCUGCAACUGUAAAGAGAUGUGACGACACCCAGCUGAGGAUCAGUGACCUCACGAAGAAGUGCGAAGAAUACCAGGAAUCUUCGGAUGAAUUGGAAAAAAUCGUUGCGAGCGUGCCAGAAGUCCUCGAGGAACUCCAAAGUGUGUUUGAUGCGGUGGAUUUCAGAAACAAAUCAGCUGCUCUUAUAAUGAGCACCUUGCAGUCUGAUAUUAAUAACUGCCAACGACAAACACAGCGAUCCAUGCAGACACAAAGCGCUCACGUUACAGCGAGGAGAAGGGAAAUGGAAGAAACCAAGGAAGCACUAAAAGCUGCACUGGAGGAGAACCAGCAGCUGGCAAGUGAGUAUGAGGGUCUGAAGAAGAUCCUCAUGGAGGCCAGACACGAGGAAGUGUCAGCACUGAGCAAGAAGAACCAUGAACACAGAUCUUUACAUUAUUACACACAGCUCUCUUUGUUGCAGAAGAGGAUGCACAAAGCUCUGGUGAAAUACUUCAAACAACGCAGCCUCUACAGCCAGGCUGAACUGGACCGGUGCCAGGCGCUCUCUCAAGAGACCAACCAGAAAAUAAAAACAGCCCAGGUCUGGUCCAGACAUUACAGGGAGCAGCCAUGUCUCAGCAGCCCAGCCUAAAGGCCCCAGCAGAUCACGGCUCAAGGAGGGGUUGUCAGGAGAAAUUCAGCUCAUCGCUGCCUUCCUGAAAUCCCUGACAGACGACUCUACUUCCACCGAUGA
Messenger RNA from Limanda limanda (common dab), 2523 nucleotides. Its product is annotated as coiled-coil domain-containing protein 178. Lineage: Eukaryota; Metazoa; Chordata; Actinopteri; Pleuronectiformes; Pleuronectidae. The record is from RefSeq and is a predicted model, not a curated record.